Bombus pyrosoma is the source of this 10502-nucleotide messenger RNA. RefSeq names its product ubiquitin carboxyl-terminal hydrolase 45 (gene Usp16-45). The coding region runs from base 175 to 2931 and encodes 918 amino acids. The record is from RefSeq and is a predicted model, not a curated record. The transcript has 15 exons. Gene Ontology annotation, molecular function: cysteine-type deubiquitinase activity; zinc ion binding; cysteine-type endopeptidase activity. NCBI's taxonomy places the organism in Eukaryota, Metazoa, Arthropoda, Insecta, Hymenoptera, Apidae. Gene Ontology annotation, cellular component: nucleus; cytosol. Gene Ontology annotation, biological process: protein deubiquitination.
UAUGAUCGUAGUAGAGUACACGCACAGUAUAUGGAUUGUGCAAGCAUAGUAAUUGUUACGGUAAUAUUUUGUUUUAGUGCUUGUAUUUAGUUUGUUUUGAAUAAUUAGCAUAACAUUUCGUGAAUUUAAAAAAAUUAUUCCACGAUUUAAUUAUAAGUUUGAAAAUACAUCGAGAUGAGUAAAAAACGUAAUCGACAACCAGAUGCAAAUGGAGAGUUAUAUGAAUGUUCAACUGAUUCGUGUAACGAAUCUAAUAAUACAGAUAAUAAAUGUCCACAUAUACCAAAGGCAGUAAAUUUUAAUAAAAUUAAGAAAUGUGUCAAUAAAGUAGGAAUUAGUAUGGAAUGUUCAAUAUGUAAAAAGUGCAAAAAUAAUUCAUCAAAGCUCAAUGAAAAGGAAUAUGUAACAAAUUCAGCUGUACUGAUUUGUUUACAAUGUGGAUAUCAAGGUUGUGGAAGAGAAGAAUGUGGUCAUGCUUUGGAACAUUAUAAGAAGCCACAUAGUGAUUGUCAUGUUAUGGUAGUUGAGAGUCUUUAUUGGAGUGUUUGGUGUUUUCAAUGUGAAACAAAGAUUAAUAUUGGCUGUAGAAAAAAGCUUCAAGAAACAGUGGAGUUUAUAAAAAGAUCUAGCAUAGUAAAAAAUUCAUUACAAACUAAGACAUCAAUGAUACAAUGUCAAAAGGAAACCAUAGAUAUAAAUAAAGUAGAUAAAGAAAAAGGUUUAUACAAUUUGCCUAAAGUAGGGGGUUUAAUGAAUUUGGGAAACACCUGCUUUUUUAAUGCAGUACUGCAAUGUUUAGCACAAACGCCUUUCUUAGUCAAAGUUCUUGAUGAUUUGCGUCUUCCUGGACAAAAAUUCAUUUUACCAGGAGGCAAACAUAAGUUUGCUAAUAACUCAGAAGAAGUUGAUCUACCACCAAUAGAGGGUAUUUUAGAAGGUUGGGGCAGUUUUACCUCAAUUUUAUGCAAAACACUUACAGAAAUGCAAAAUACUGAUGAACGUCAAUCUUAUCGUCCAUCAGAGUUGUUAAACUCGUUUAAAAAGAAAACAACGCAAUGUAUGGAUGGAGGACAACAUGAUUCGCAUGAACUUCUUAGACAUCUUCUAGAAAUAGUACGAAACGAAGAUCUCAGGAGGUACCAGAGUAUAAUUCUGAAAGAAGUUGGUUUGAACGAAAAAACUAAUCCAGAGGGUGUAGAAGAAAACCUCAAAUCACGUGUAAAAUUUUAUGGAAAUCAGGCUAGUUCAAGAUUACUUGGACCAGAACUUGUUUUUCGUGGGGUUUUAGUUUCAACAUUAGAAUGCCUGGACUGUCAUCAUUCUUCACAGAGUACAGAACCCUUCUUAGAUCUCAGUUUGCCGGUUAUGGCAGAUAAACCACAGCCACCAGUUUUGAAAAGAAAAAACAAUGGCUUUGAAGAUACAUUUGAUAUAAUGGGAAAUAAUAUUUCACAUGUAUCUUCAAAAUAUCAAUCAAAAAAAGAAAAGAAGGCUGCUCGGAAAAAACGAAAAAAUAAAAAACAAGACAUUCGCGAUCAUGGUGAUAGUUCUGUCCCGGAUAAAAGUAAUACUGUUGAAGAAAAUAAUGGUGUACUUGAAUCAGAAGAAAGCGAUGCAGAUGUGGAAGAUAAUGCAGAAAUAGAAGGCCUUAUUCCAGAAGUUGCUGAAUCAGGUUAUAGUUCAGAAAAACAGUCUACGUUAACAAGUCCUGCCUCUCCAUCGACCGAUACGAUGAAAGCAAGGGAAGCUAUUAACGAAAUACCAUUAGAUAAUGACCUGCAAUUGGGUGCAACAAAUAGUAUUUCCUUAAUACAACUUUUAAAUCGUUUUGAUGCAAAUUCGUUGCCCAGUUCGAGUUCGAAUGCAUGUACACCAAAUUUAUCGCAAACAAAAGCUUUAGAUGCUCUAGAUAGUUCUGAAAGCUUGGAAACUGAAAGUGGAAUCCAAACUAGAUUUUCUAUAUCUACUUCUUUAGCAAUGACCUCAGAUUUAACGAGUCCAGAUGAUCCAACUGUUAGUUUCAACCCGAUUAUGUCAAAAGAAAGUUCAAGUUCUAUGAUUACUUUAGCAAAUGGUGAAACUAUGGAAAGUAUUAAAUUAUCAACACCUAGCCUGAAUUUAACGGAUUCUGUUAACCACAUCGAACAAGAAGCAUCUACGUGUAAUCAAUGGAAAACAAGGAGAAAAACAGAAGAAUGUUCUAAUGACGUUAAUAAUAGAUUUGAUAACAUCACUUCUGGUAUUUCAAAAAUAGGAAUUAGUGGUAGUCUUCAGCAAUCACCUACUAGAUAUACAACUAAGGAAGGAGAAUGUUCCAUACAAUCGUGCUUAAAUCAGUUUACAGCUUUAGAAUUGAUGAGUGGAAGCAAUAAAGUUAGUUGUGAAGCUUGUACUGCCAGAGAAAGAAAGGUGAAACCGAAUUGUAAGAUGAUCUGCACUCCAAGUACGAAACAAUACCUGAUCUCUCGAGUACCCGCUGUUCUAAUCCUCCAUUUAAAACGAUUUCAAGCACAACGAGUCGAUUUUCGAAAAGUAACAAGGCAUGUUUCAUUUCCAAUAUUACUUGACCUAGCACCUAUCUGUAAAAAUCAUAAAAAAGCUAGAAUUUAUGCACUGUAUGGUGUUGUUGAACAUAGUGGAACUAUUCACGGUGGACAUUACGUGGCUUACGUAAAGUCACGAUUAGCACUAACAUCAGAUGAUCCUCGAUGGUCAUUUUUGCCACCAAAAGAUGUUAAAGAUUUACAAGAAAGUUCAUAUUCUUCGAGUUCUGAGUCUGAAACUGAAGAAGCAGCUGCAGCUCCCUCAUCGACAGUAAGACCGCCACCCGGUAAAUGGUAUCAUGUUUCGGAUUCCAGAGUAACAGAAGUCGACGAAACAACUGUGUUACAAAGGCAAGCCUACCUCCUAUUUUAUGAAAGAAUUCUUUGAGCAUUUUGAUAAGUCUCAACCUGAAAUCAGCGAAAUUUGGAUUUUACAACAGCGAAAUGCAAUUCAAAUGAAAAAUAAUAGAGCUAAUCUUAAAAUAUUAUAAACGACGACCAUUUAGACUAAUCAAGAGCAAUACUAAAAUUUAUUUCUGGAGAUUUAGAUUUUAAUUUAAAAUUGACUGAUGAGUAUGUCAGUUUGUUAUCAAUAUCAAAUGGGAAUUUUUAUUUAAAAUAGUUUUUCAUUCGAAUUAAUCACGUUGAGAAUGCAUUAUAUAAUAUUUCUUUAAAUUAAUUCAUGAUUUUACUAUGCCUACUAGAACAUAAUUAUAAAAUAUUUAUUUUAUCAAAUAUUCAAUGUAUUUAUAUGCACAACCAUCUGCAACCAGAUUGUGAGGAAGAUUUCAGAAGGUCAACAUUCUGAUAAAGUAUUAAAAUAAUGCGAGUAAAGCUGAAAUUUAUGUUUAGAAUAAAUACAUAAUUAGUAAAUUGAAUUGGGAAUUAAUAUUUUAAUCGUUAAUUAAAUAAAAUAAUACAUUGACAUUUUAACAGAAUUGUUCUAUGUACUGUUACUAUUGAUAAAAUAAGUGUAAAGAUCCACAUUUCAUGCUUACAAAUUUGAAGUCUCAUUUUUUAAAUGUUCAGAUAACUGAUACGGUUUUAUAUUUUUAAAAAUUUGUUUCUGGACCAGUCAAAGUAAUCUUUAAAAAUAUAAUAAAUUUUAAACAAACAAGUUACGGAAUAAAGAAGCUAUUUGUCAAAGUAAUACAUAUUUUGCAGAUAUGGAUAAAACUAUAAAUUACUACUUAUUUUCUUUUACAUGAAUAUAACUUAAAUUUUGUGCUGCUAAUAUAGAUAUGAUAUUAUCAUGAUUUACUUUAAAUGUAGUCAAAUUCUAGAUUGAACUUAAUUAUUCAAAUACAUGUAUUUAUGUGUUUCAAUUGCAUUUAUAAGAAUAAAUUACUAUUAAGUCCAAUUAUCAUAAAUUUCCUAUUGAUUUAUUUCAUUGAUUCAUUAACCACAUUACAUUAAAGAUUACCGCAUCAUCGAGUGCAUUUACGUGUACCAUUGACGCAUUUGUUUUUAAUCUGCAAAUAGUUAUAUAUUAAUCACUCUGCAGAAAUGAAUAUUUGUAUUAAUAAGUAUUAUAGCACAACAAUUUUCUGUAAAUGAUAAACAUAGCGAAAAUUGUAGACUGAUGAUAAUAGUGUAAGCUAUGGCCAUGCGCGCGGACCACGGCGAAACAAUUCCUUUGCGCUCGAUCAUACGUGUCGUUUAUUGGCUCACAUCAAAGAGGUAUUUUAAAAAGUCGAUAUUCAUCCGAAUUCGCCGACUACAACGAAUGACCAAGGUCAUAAAAUUUUUGGUCUGAUACGCCUCGCUGAUUGGUGCGGAGGUGUCUCGAUGAAUUAGUAUAAAUAUCAAAAGACAGUCGAACUUGAUGAAUCUUCUCCUGCACAACUCCAAGUAUACUCAAGUAUAUUCCGAUAAUCCCUGAGAUUUAUUAUCUAUUAUUAAUUGAAUGAUUUUCGGAAUCUCUGAACGUAUUUAAUAAUAGACAUUUCUAUAACACAUGUAAUAUACCUUAACAGUAGAUAUUAGUUAAUGUUAAGGUUUUAUCUCGUAAUAGGGAGAGAGGAAAUGCGUGGAUGAAUGUAUAAUAGAAAUAUAUUUAAGUAUAAGUACAGUGUGUAUCCUAGUCCAGAUCCGCGCGCUGACAGCGUUAUUUUACGAAAGAGCUUCGAAUCCAUGGGCCUGUCACGUAAACUUGAGGGUUUGAUGAUAAAAUAAAAUAGCUCAGUCGUAACACAACUAUCAAUUUUGAUUUUAUUAAACUUUAUUAUGAAUUCAGCAAUCACAAUGGAAUACACACUGAAUUAACACACAUAAAUCACAACUCACUCCAACAACUUUAUGUAAAACUUAGUUACACUGAUACGUUAAGUACGCGACUGGUCUAAGGGUAGAAACUGGUAAAGAGAUAUAUUGACUAUUCUAAGGAUACAGAAUAAGUGAAGUUUUACUGACGAUACUGUGUCUGAGGAAAGCUAGGGGUGGGUGUGUCUAAGGAUACGGGACUAUCGGAUUUGUUGAUGACAAUUUUGGUUAGGAAAGUGAGGGCAGUAGACACCGCUUCCGAUUGGAUAAGAAGAAGGUUGGUGGACCAGGAAGGGUUUUAGCCGCCCUCGAGAGAAAGUUUCUAACGGAAGAUACCGAACGUGAGGGAAACCAACUUUCUCGUGUUAAUCCGUAGUAAACAAUAAAUGUAAAAGAAAACCUGAAACAAAAGAUACUUUUUUGGUCUGAAGGACCUUAACUAUGAAAAUGCCAAGACCCAUGGUGGGUCCUUAAGGCUAUUGAGGAUACGCGCCAAGGAUGUGCAGACAUCUGGCUGCCAUCUUGCCCGCGGUGUGGCCUGGUCUUUGAUGUGGAUUGAUGUUACAGGCCUACGGGUAUUUAUAUAAUUACGAAAAACCGGCCUGUCUGUACCCCGCUGCAUCAUCUGUGCAAGGCAUGUUCCUAGAAAAGGCUGUGAGGCUGAGAGGCCCUUUAAACUGAUUUAGUGCUAAACAAUACUCAAUAGCUCCGAGGGCUAAAAAACUAAACAUUAGAGAAGAUAUGAAGUUUUCCUUGAAGUGAACCCCACUUCAACAGUUAAUAAAUUUUAAACUUCGUACACGAUGCAGAGAGGGGGCUGUUGGAUUCCAAACGUGGCAUUCUAUGCCAGUUGAAUCAUGUUAAAAGCUGAUCUCCUGGAUUUAUGAUUUAUGAUGCGGCAUUAAAGGAUUUGAUAACCGCGAAUGAAAAUCCAAAAACAUUACCUGUACAGGAUAAUUACCGUUUACGAUAUGAAACCAACAAAGGAGGAACUGUAUUUUUUCCAAAAUCUCUUGCCUCAAACGUUUCUGCAAAACGCUCCAAUUAAAACCCAGCAAUAUACAAUGACUCACAUUAAUAUUCAGCACCAUGGUGCGCGAAAUGUUAUAUUAUGUUACUGGAUAUAUAUAUUUAUUCAUUCGUAUCUGUUUCCGUGCUUCCUAUUCCAGUGCACUUUUUUCAGUAAAAAUCAGUAAAUUUGUAAAUUUUGUAUCCUAAAAGCUAAUUGAAAUUGAUCGUAUAGAUGAAAAAUUAAUGAAUUCGUUUUGAAAAGCACUAUGAAACGGUCCGCAGAAGAGUAUAUAAUAGUUACGUCUAGAAAAACUAAUUUGAUCUUUAUAUCGUGCAAAAUAACUACGUAAAAACAAUUCGUUUUCUUUAAAAAAAUAUGCCUUCUUGUGCUAUCCAAUCUUCGUAUAUAACACUUUUUGUAUCUAGAAUACAUUAAGAUAUAUAUUAUAUAUAUGUUAAGCCGUGCCUAGAAUUGCCACGGACAUCCUAUAUAAGUAUGUGAUAAGUAAUAAUAUCUUGUAUAAUAUCAUAACGUUAGAAUGUAAGUAAUUCUAUCUUUUAUAAUUAUCAAAAUAUUCGUCAGGAAAUGAUUUGUUAAAAAAAUGGUCUUUUAUUAUUAUGGAAAUUACGUCUCUUCUAUUUUAUUCUACUUAAUUUUCGAGAUCUUUAAGUUUGAGGAUGUAAUUGUUUGUAAUAUAGAUAUUAUAGAAUGUGAAUUUUUCGUGGGAAAGAUAUUGCGAUUCCUACCGUUUCUAGAUUCGUAGAUAGUGGAAUCUCGAUGGAACUUAUUUGAUAUUGCCGUUUGCAUUUAUUGCAUUUUCCGCUUUCUCUAUUCUUUACGGUGUUAUAGUGUUCUAAUGCAGAAUGGUGGUUAUUCUUGAAGUUUGUUUCUUGCAGGCGUAAUAAAUCUGGGUUGUGUAGUUUUCGGAUUAUUUUGAGUUCUUCGUAGAGUCUUUAGUAUCCAUUUAAGUUCGAUUGUAUAAUCAUUUUCACAAUGGCGCAAUUUGUUUUGUUUAUUAUAAUAUAUUUGUUAGCUGGCAACCUAUGCGAAGUCGGUAUCGAUUUCUGACGUCCAAAUACUCAUGUCUCUUUUGGUGAUUUUGGCGUAAGUUUUUUUCACAGAUCCGGUCAAUUCUAUUCAUUAAGUUAGAAAAAUUUACCAAAUGUCCAGCUGGACAAAUUGUGAAGUACAAAUUAAAUAAUAAAAAAAAAAUUCUAUUCUUGAUGUUUUCUGUACAAUCAUUUACUACUUGUAAUGGAUGGGCAGCUUCAUGGCAGUUUUCAAGGAAUCUUCUUAAUCGGAUCUCGCUGGCUGCUUGAAUGAUUAUGGCUUGUUCUUUGGUAGGGAUAGUUCCGUGUUUUAUGGCAUUAGUGUAAGAUUUAUUGCAUAUAGUUAGGUUUGAUUCCAUUAUAUUUGAAGUUGAAGUAUUCGGGAGUAUCGAUUAAUUGUGAUUCCAUAACUAAUUGUGAUAAACGUGAUACCAUCGUUGUUGGUUUAGAUUCAUGCAAGUAUGUAUAAUAUCAACAUUGUUGUCACUAAUACUUUCUCGUGAGAGAUACCGUUAUCGUUAGACGUCUGUAUUUUAUGACGGUUAACAGCCGAUUGUAUGUUGAUUCACAGUGUUCAGUUUUGCGAUACUUCAUUUCUACACUGAAAUGUCAAUGCUCCAUACUCAUCGGAGACUACACGCUAUUUGCCUUGCUUCUCACUUUUACUGUUCGUGGAAAACCUUUAGAAGCAUUCUUAAUUGGCUAAAACUAAAGGAGGAGUUAGCCAACCGGUAUUUGUCCAUGAUCACGACGGGAGUUGGCAAUGUAACGGUGUUUUUUUCGGGCCCGAGGCCAGAAUGUUAUCGACUAUGGACAUCCGGUCUCGGAUUGCGGUCCCUCGGGAAAAACCUCGACUUAUGACACCAAUAAUUUGCUAUCGAGGCCAUCGAGAAAUACUAUAAUGAAAUCAUGUACUACAGAAAGCUAUUUAUUAAAAGCUAACGAUUUUCUAAAAAAAUAGCUUUGGUGCUUUCGUCUCAUAAACCGUACUAGUCGGUUGCAUAAGAAAUUCCUUCUUUGCUUGUGCAGCUAACCGUUACAGAUAUUUAAAAAGAUUUCGAUAAUAAUGUAAUUUUUCUAGGUAGAAGUACAUUCUUUUAUUAUUAUCAAUUUAUCAUUUCAAGUAAUGUAAUGCGAGCGAUGUGAUGUUGCCAUUUUCAACAAGAUUAUAUUUGUAAUAAGUAAUAACAUAAUGCAUUCAAAUUACAAUCCUUCAUUUACACCAAUAGAGUGCUAACGGCUGAAACUUGUAUUCGUAUUUAAAAUACACUUUUUCUAAUGCAUUUCUUAUACUUUAACUGCAUGUAGUUACGAUUCGUCUGAGAAAAAGCUAGAUGAAGUAGUCGAAAAGCUACUUCUUCGUGGAUUUGUACGGAACUUUAUAAAAUCACUUUGUUAUGACAAAUUUCUAACGUAUAACGAAAAAAUUGUUAAUUUUGAGUUUAAAAGUAUUAUAAGCUAUGAUGCCGAAAGUCUGUACGACUUUCAUUCAAAGUACAUGCACUUGCUCCUAUGGUAGCGAUUAAAAUGAGAUAGGUCCUGAGUUUGUGAUUUAUCAUUUACGUUCACAUAUCGGAAAAAUGAAUCUCUUCAAGAUUUCAAAAAGCGGUUGAAUUUAGUUCAGAAGUCCUCAAGGCUCAAACGUAGCUUUAUCUCCCGUAUCGCUUUAAAAGGGAUGUCUGAACUAAAAGGCGCUUCUGUUUUCUGAGUGUCUUUUGAAGAAGUUUCAAAGAAAGCGGGUGGACAAUGAUAUUCUCAAUUCGUAACAUUUGAGUAAAACUUUUACCAAUGUAUAAUUAAGACAAGACACGAUAUAACUUGGAGCACUGCUUAUUUAAUAACAUUUACUUAUUUGCUUUCAGCUAUGAAAUAUGUAUGUAAGUGUGAUUUAAAGUAUAUUGUCUUUGGUCUCAUUUUAAUUAGAGAAAUCUCAUAAACACGUUAGUAAAAGUUUAAUUUGAAAAAAAUUGUAAAUAAAAAAGUUUCAUCAUUGAAUUAAGGUAAUAGUGAGCAAUUUGGUUAGCGACAUUUUUCAUGCUUUAAUAUGUUAAAAAGAGCUAUUUAAAUGGCGUUUUUCGCAAUUAGAUGAGUAUAUUGUAUUUUUUUUCUUUCUUUCUUUUUUAUGUAUAUCCGUCGAUUUUUUCGGAACGAUUAGACCAAUUGAGAUGAUUCUUUUUGCAUCUUGUAGGGCAUGUUUUCUUGUUGGUUCCACUAAAAAAUUGAUUCAGUUUCUUCAUUCUUAACUAUUGUUGUUGCAAAUUACCUAUUAUUCGCUGAUAUCACUUCGUUAUGUCUGAUUGUUUCACCAUAGACUUGUCACUGAAAGCGAUAAAAUUGGGCCGUUUCAUUGUAAAAUUUUCUAUGGAAGCUUACUUCGUCCAUUUCUGCACAUAGGUUUGUCGCUCAAAGCUAACUUGAUACGUGUUUUUUUAUUACUAAUUCUUCGUUUUAAAUAUGCUUACAUUGCAUCUUGUAAUGUGUAAAGACAUUGUUCAUAUGAAAUAGACCAGAAGUCUUUCUUUACGAAAGUAGUCUGCAUUUCUACAAAUGCUCCUUCGUCGUGCGCUUUAUUGAGAAUUUUGUUUGAUACUAAAUUAGAUACGGAUAGGCCGUUUAAACUUAUCACAUGACUAGGAGUGACGUAGACUUAGCUAUUUAGAAAAUUUUCUUUAGGAAGAUCAAUUACAUCUCUAUUUAAUGUAGUCCUUUGUAAUUUAUGUAUGAUUACUACCCAGCUUAGAAUAAACGAUAACAUUCUCCGUUCAAUGUCUUCAUUAGCUUUCGUCACCUAAAAUGUUAUUACUAUUGGAGAUAUCGGAAUCUAACUAUCGAUAUCUUUGAAUCUGCUUCCAAUGGAUUCAUCGUAAAAUUUUAUAAGUACUGAGUCCGACAAUUUUCCCUCUUCCAGCUGAUCUCUUCGAAGAGUUGGCUAUGUAAAUUUCUUUAAAAUUCCUAUUGCGUCCUUUAUUAAACCAUACAAAAAUUGGCAUGUUUCGUCGCUUUUAUGAUCGCUUAGUUUACGUUAUUGUGUACAAGAAUCCUGUACUGAUCUUAUUAGUAAUCAACCACCUUAUAUGAUGCCACUUUCGUCUCUCCUGUUUAAGUCUUUGUCUUGUCAUUGGCUGAUAGGUUGUAGCAGUGCCUUCCUCCCUUCCUCAAUGGGCAAACAGAAAACGGAAUGCAAAUAUUUCCCGAAUAUUUAACGGCUGAACGACGGUUCUAUUGUUGCAACUACUGUAGGAUUAGUAAGGUUAAGUAUUUUCAAUGAGUAAUAUCAAAAUAAACGACUUGCCAUUGCUCUAGUCCACCGGUAGUAAGAAACGAUGUCUUUUUCGUAUUGUCAUCAUUUUUUAUAUUUUUUUCAAUUACUGCGGAACUUGAUUUAAGUUGAUCUUUCUGUUGAAUAUUAAGACUUCGAAUGCUAUUAAGGAUUACAUUUUUCGUCAUUGCAACGGCCUUUUGCUAUUGGUCUUCAUAUAUAUCUACUUGGUUGGUCAUCGUAAUUUCUUCCAUCGGCAUAAAUCAUUAUUAGUUCUUUCUUUGUGUACUGUAUUCAAAGUAGUAGCAUGGGUGAGAUCUGCUUCAAUAAUUUGUUUUACAUGGGCAAAUAGUUUGACAGUUGCGUUUGUCAAUAUA